AUGAUCAGCGACGCUAGCCACCCAGGUCCAGCAUCUGGCAGCAGCCCUGAUCCAGCUGGCAGUUCCUGCCCAAUGCCGCCUUCUCCAGCGCCCACAAUGCUGGGAGCGGCACCGGUCGUGUUCCAGGCCCUGGUCAAUGAUGUGCUGAGGGACACGCUCAAUAAGCACAUGUUCGUGUACUUGGAUGAUAUCCUGAGCUUCUCCAGGUUCAAGGAGGAGCAUGUGCAUCACGUCCAGGCAGUCCUUCAGUGCCUACUAGAGAACUUUAUUUUCGUCAAGGCCGAAAAUGAGAGCAAGGAGGAUGGAAAGAAGAAAGAAAAAGAGUCAAAGUCGCCUAUGGUUGGCCCCAUUGAACUGUUUAGGUUUGCAAACGGCUUGGACAUUGUGAUGAUCCUGGUUGGGACAGUCUGUGCCAUAAUCAAUGGUAUAGUGCUUCCUCUCAUGUGUAUUGUGUUUGGGGAAAUGACAGACAGCUUUGUAGACAACGCCAUGACGACACAAAUCAACAACAGCUACCCCAAUAUCACCAUCACACCAAAAAACAGCACCUUAGAGGAAGACAUGACGCGCUUUGCCAUCUACUACUCCAUCAUGGGUUUUGUCGUGCUGGUGUUUGCCUAUGGGCAGGUGGCCCUCUGGAGCUUGUCAGCCGGGCGGCAAGCCGCACGCAUCCGCAAGUUGUUCUUCCACUGCAUUAUGCAGCAGGACAUCGGCUGGUUCGAUGUCAAUGAAACAGAAGAGCUCAACACACGUCUCACAGAUGAUAUCUAUAAAAUCCAAGAGGGUAUUGGCGACAAGGCCGGGAAGCUUAUCCAGGCCCUCAGCUCCUUCGUCACAGCCUUCACCAUCGGCUUUGUCAAAGGCUGGAAACUCACUCUCGUCAUCCUGGCUAUAAGCCCUGCGCUGGCCCUUUCAUCCGGAAUUUUCUCUAAGGUGAUGGCGACUUUCACUUCUAAAGAGCAGAGUGCAUAUGCCAAAGCUGGAGCUGUGGCAGAAGAGGUGCUCUCUGCUAUUAGGACAGUGUUUGCCUUCAGUGGUCAGGACAGAGAAAUCAAGAGAUAUAAUAAGAACUUGGAGGACGCAAAAAAGAUGGGCAUAAAGAAGGCGUUAUCUGCUAACCUUGCCAUGGGCUUCACCUUUUUGUUGAUCUACCUGUUCCAUGCUCUGGCCUUCUGGUACGGAAGUACACUCAUCGUGGCUGGGGAGUACACCAUUGGAACUUUACUCAUUGUGUUCCUUGCUGUGAUUAUUGGAGCGUUCACUAUGGGACAGGCCGCUCCUAAUGUCGAGACCUUUGCCAGCGCCCGGGGAGGUGCACAUAAAGUAUACAGCAUUAUUGAUCAUAAACCGGCUAUAGACAGUUAUUCAGAGGCCGGCUUCAAGCCUGAUUCCAUCACAGGAAACAUAGAGUUCAAGAACAUCCACUUCAGCUACCCAUCGAGACCGGACAUCACAGUAUUAAAUAACUUCUCUCUGAGUGUGAAGAGUGGACAGACCAUUGCCUUGGUGGGUAGCAGCGGUUGUGGUAAAAGCACCACAAUCCAGCUGUUGCAGAGGUUCUAUGAUCCUAAAGAAGGAUCGGUGAAUAUUGAUGAUCACAACAUCCGUUCUCUUAACGUCCGCUACCUGAGAGAGAUGAUCGGAGUGGUGAGUCAGGAGCCCAUCCUCUUUGCCACCACCAUCGCUGAGAACAUCAGAUACGGCCGACUAGACGUGACUGAGAAUGAGAUCAAACAAGCUGCCAAGGAGGCUAACGCUUAUGACUUCAUUAUGAACUUUCCUGAUAAGUUUGAGACGAUGGUUGGAGACCGAGGGACUCAAAUGAGUGGAGGACAAAAGCAGAGGAUUGCGAUUGCUCGAGCUCUAGUCCGCAACCCCAAAAUCCUUCUGUUGGACGAAGCCACAUCCGCUCUUGAUGCUGAGAGUGAGACCAUUGUGCAAGCUGCACUCGACAAGGUCCGACAGGGUCGUACCACCAUAAUUGUUGCCCACCGCCUCUCAACCAUCAGAAACGCUGACGUCAUCGCUGGCUUCCAGAACGGUGAAGUUGUAGAGCUGGGAACUCACAGCCAACUGAUGGAAAAACAGGGAGUCUACCAUACACUGGUUACCAUGCAGACCUUUGAGAAAGCCAAGGAGACGGAGGAGGCAGAGUGUGAGCAGUCUGCGGAUGAGAAGAGUCCGUUAGUCAAGUCCCUCCCUCGGUCUUCUCUGCGCAGGAGGAAGUCAACAAGAGGUUCCUCCUUCUCUGCCUCAGAGGGAGACAAAGAGGUGAAAGAAAAGUUCAAGGAUGACGGGAUAGAAGAGGAUGAAAAUGUUCCCCCUGUGUCGUUGCUUAGCGUGAUGCGUCUCAACAUUUCCGAGUGGCCAUACAUUUUGGUGGGGACCAUCUGUGCCAUCAUCAACGGAGCAAUGCAGCCACUGUUUGCGAUCAUCUUCUCCAAGAUCAUCAAUGUGUUUGCAAGUACAGAUCCAGCGGUUGUCAGCCAGGGAGCCUCAUUCUUUUCUCUGAUGUUUGUUGUUAUUGGAGUUGUAAGCUUUGUCGCCAUGUUUCUACAGGGCUUCUGUUUUGGUAAAUCUGGAGAGAUUCUGACCCUUAAACUGAGACUCGGGGCCUUUAAGGCCAUGAUGAGACAAGACCUCGGCUGGUAUGACGACCCCAAAAACAGUGUUGGAGCGCUCACCACGAGACUGGCCGCAGACGCAGCCCAAGUACAAGGGGCAACAGGAGUACGUUUGGCCAUGCUGGCCCAGAACAUAGCCAACAUGGGCACCGCUAUGAUCAUCUCCUUUGUCUACGGCUGGGAGCUGACCCUGCUCAUCCUGGCUGUGGCGCCCAUCAUUGCAUUGGCUAAAGCUGUGGAGAUGCAGGCACUCACCGGACACGCUGCCGAAGACAAGAAGGAGCUGGAGAAGUCUGGAAAGAUUGCUACAGAGGCCAUCGAGAAUAUCCGUACUGUCGUCUCUCUUAACAGAGAACCCACAUUUGAGUUGUUGUAUCAGGAAAACCUCAAAGUACCACUCAAGAACUCCCAGAAAAACGCCCAUGUACAUGGUAUUACCUUCUCCUUCACCCAGGCCAUGAUCUACUUUGCUUAUGCAGGCUGUUUCCGCUUUGGAGCUUGGCUCAUUUUGCAAAGAAGGAUGGAUUCUGAGGGAGUAUUCCUUGUGGUUUCGGCUCUUCUGUACGGUGCCAUGGCUAUCGGAGAGGCCAACGCCUUCGCUCCAAACUAUGCUAAGGCCAAAAUCUCAGCUUCCCACCUCCUGAUGCUGCUGAACAAAGAGCCCGCCAUUGACAAUCUUUCACAGGAGGGAGAAACACCGGACAAUUUUGAUGGUAACGUGCACUUUGACAAUGUUAAGUUUAACUACCCAUCGCGCCCUGAUGUGCCCGUCCUCCAAGGGCUGAAUCUGACGGUGAGAAAGGGAGAGACUCUGGCCUUGGUGGGGAGCAGCGGCUGUGGAAAGAGCACCACCAUCCAGCUGCUGGAGAGGUUUUACGACCCCAGAGAGGGGAGAGUGCUGCUGGACAAUAUGAAUGCAAAAAAACUGAAUAUCCACUGGUUGAGAUCUCAGAUAGGCAUCGUAUCACAAGAACCCGUGCUGUUCGAUUGCACCUUGGGCGAAAACAUCGCCUAUGGAGACAACAGCCGCACUGCAACCCAGGCGGAGAUAGAGGAAGCUGCCAAAGCGGCCAACAUUCACAGCUUCAUAGAAGGCCUGCCAAAGAAGUACGACACUCAGGCAGGUGAUAAGGGAACGCAGCUGUCAGGUGGCCAGAAGCAGCGUGUAGCCAUAGCCCGAGCCAUGCUGCGCAACCCCAAAGUGUUGCUCCUGGACGAGGCCACCUCCGCACUCGACACUGAGAGUGAGAAGGUGGUGCAGGAGGCGUUGGACGAGGCCAGUAAGGGCAGGACAUGUAUCAUUGUGGCCCACCGUCUAUCCACCAUCCAAAAUGCAGACCGCAUCGUUGUCUUCAACGGAGGAGUGGUGAUUGAACAGGGGACACAUCAACAGCUGCUGGCCGAAAAGGGAGUCUACCACAUGCUGGUCACCAAACAGAUGGGCCACAGGAGGGAAUAAGAGGACGGGGAGAGGACACAAGCAGCUAUACUACACCGAUUGUUUUUUAUUUUCAUGUUUCCAGAGAUAUGUAUGAUUCCCUGCCAAGCUUCAGUGGAACAGUUCAGGUUCAGACCUGAAAAGACACAGGUCCAGGUCUUGUUGGGAUAUUUGACUCAGUGACCUUUUAGCCUUGUAAGAAUCUUUAGCCCCUUUCACACAGCCUGUUCAAGGCAGGACUGUUGCGCUAUUAUUCCGCCUUGCUGUUCUGUAUGAAAAACAUGGAGAUUGAAUUUGGGGACGGAGUUGUUCCGCCGCUGAGCGCGGCUCUCUGAAGUGUAGAUGGCGUUCAAUACUGUUUUUAUUUAUUGAUGAAUUCAUAUUUCAUUUGUAAAUUCUUAUUAUAAUUCUUCUUUUUAUUGCCCAUUAAAAUGUCAAAUAAUGAA
Molecule: messenger RNA, 4508 nt
Organism: Sebastes umbrosus (honeycomb rockfish)
Lineage: Eukaryota; Metazoa; Chordata; Actinopteri; Perciformes; Sebastidae
Product: ATP-dependent translocase ABCB1-like
Exons: 27
Coding region: 1-4083 (1360 amino acids)
Biological process (GO): transmembrane transport
Cellular component (GO): membrane
Molecular function (GO): ATP hydrolysis activity; ATP binding; ABC-type transporter activity
Source: RefSeq, a predicted model, not a curated record